ACGAGUGUCUCUCUAAUUUGCAUUUUUCCCUUAAGACCGUUCAACCCGUCUGACUUGACAGGCCUGCCCCUUUGGAAAAGCUCGGAAUUCAUUGGCAGAUGCUGAGAAACCCUUGAUUUUGAUCCAAACUUAGAAAAGCUCUGACCUUUUUCCGCCAUGGGAAUCGGUUCGAAACCUUCAAAGUUUCUUCUUUUAUCCAUCGCUGUUACAGUCGUGUUCUUCUGCUGCCUAGUUAUGGCGGCAGAUGAAGACGAUGUCAGAUGCUUACAGGGCGUGAAGAACUCUCUGUCGGAUCCUCAGGGCGCGCUGAAAUUAUGGAACUUUGCCAACUCUACCGUCGGUUUUCUCUGCAAUUUCGUCGGUGUGUCUUGUUGGAACAAUCAGGAGAACAGGGUCAUCAAUCUUGAGCUUAGGGACAUGGGUUUGUCUGGUCGAAUACCAGAGUCGCUCCAGUUCUGCGGUAGCUUGCAGAAACUUGAUCUCUCUGGGAAUCGUUUGUCUGGUAACAUCCCUUCCCAGUUUUGUGACUGGUUACCCUUUCUGGUGUCUCUCGAUUUAUCCAGCAACGAUCUCGGCGGUGAACUUCCUCCUGAGUUAGCUAAGUGUAGUUUCUUGAAUUCCUUGGUUUUGUCAAGUAAUCGUCUUUCGGGUCAAAUUCCGGUACAGUUCUCUGCUUUGGGUAGGUUAGGCAAGUUCUCUGUGUCAAACAAUGAUCUUACAGGUCGCAUUCCUGGGUUCUUCAAUUCACCGAAUUAUACUGCUGAUGAUUUUGCUGGAAAUAAGGGGCUUUGCGGUCGUCCUCUUCAUUCUGGUUGUGGAGGGCUGAGCAAAAAGAAUCUUGCAAUCAUAAUUGCAGCUGGAGUGUUUGGUGCUGCUGCAUCAAUGUUGUUAGCUUUUGGAGUUUGGUGGUAUUACCAUUUGAAGUGGACAAGAAGGCGGCGGAAUGGGUAUUCAUCCGGGAGAGGAGAUGGUAGUGAUUGGGCGCAAAAACUGCGUGGCCACAAGGUUGCUCAAGUUUCUUUGUUCCAGAAGCCUCUGGUUAAGGUCAGACUGGGUGAUCUGAUGGCUGCAACGAAUAAUUUCAGCUCGGAAAACAUAAUUGUUUCCACUAGAACAGGCACAACAUAUAAGGCAGUUCUGCCAGAUGGGUCAGCCCUUGCAGUCAAGCGUUUGAGCACUUGUAAGCUCGAGGAAAAGCAGUUCCGUUAUGAGAUGAACAAAUUGGGUGAACUUCGCCACCCGAACUUAACACCCCUUCUAGGGUUUUGUCUGGUUGAAGAUGAGAAGCUUCUUGUUUACAAGUACAUGUCGAAUGGGACAUUGCACUCAUUGCUGCAUUCGGUCGGGGCCGAACUGGAUUGGCCAACAAGGUUCAGGAUCGGUUUAGGCGCUGCCAGGGGCCUGGCUUGGCUUCACCAUGGAUGCCGGCCUCCUAUACUUCACCAAAAUAUUUGUUCCAGUGUGAUUCUCAUUGAUGAGGAUUACGACGCCAGAUUUAUAGAUUCUGGACUUGCAAGGCUAAUGGCUCCAACAGAUACCAACGAGAGCAGCUUCAUGACCGGGGAUUUAGGAGAAUUCGGGUAUGUGGCUCCUGAAUAUUCUAGCACGAUGCUUGCAUCACUGAAAGGCGAUGUCUACGGACUGGGAGUAGUCCUCCUAGAGUUGGUGACAGGGCAGAAAGCUCUAGGGGCUGGCUCUCUUGACGAAGGGUUCAAAGGAAAUUUGGUUGAUUGGGUAAACCAGCUUGAUAGUUCGGGCAAAAUCUCAGAUGCCAUUGACAAAAACAUAAGUGGGACGGGUCACGAUGAGGAGAUCUUAAAGUUUGUUAGGAUUGCAUGCAACUGUGUGGCUGCAAGGCCUAAAGAGAGAUGGUCUAUGGUUCAGGCAUACCAGUCCCUGAAAGCUAUUGCCGAGAAAAUCGGGUUUUCAUUCUCAGAGCAAGACGAUGACUUCCCCUUGAUUUUUGGCAUUCCAGAGAAUGAGACAAUGUAAGCAUUUGGAGCCUUAGAUUGAGAGGCUAAAGAACACAUCAAUGUCGAACUUGUCUUCAUCCGUCUAGGUUCCCUACUUACCGGGUUCUUGCAAAUCUCCGUUAUUGUAAUGUAAAACAUGUUGUUGCCAGUUUAAUGUUGUCAUGUUAAGUAGAUGCAUGUGCCAUAAAGCUUCAGAUGCUCUGUAGAGGUGAUUACUAUAUGUAAAAAGACACUGUAUAUGUUCUUCUGGGUUGGUUUCCCUUGUGCUUGCCAAGCUUAAGAUUUGUUCUGUUGCUUUUUAUGGUGAA
Tarenaya hassleriana is the source of this 2281-nucleotide messenger RNA. RefSeq names its product inactive LRR receptor-like serine/threonine-protein kinase BIR2. NCBI's taxonomy places the organism in Eukaryota, Viridiplantae, Streptophyta, Magnoliopsida, Brassicales, Cleomaceae. Gene Ontology annotation, molecular function: protein binding; ATP binding; protein kinase activity. Gene Ontology annotation, biological process: protein phosphorylation. The transcript has a single exon. The record is from RefSeq and is a predicted model, not a curated record. The coding region runs from base 157 to 1992 and encodes 611 amino acids.